UUCUUGAGGGAGGACUUGAAUUAUCAUGACCCAACAGUCAAGCACAGCACUUUCCAUGGAGAAGACAAGCUCAUUAGCGUGGAGGAUCUCUGGAAGGCCUGGAAGACAUCUGAAGUGUAUAACUGGACAGUUGACGAGGUGGUUCAGUGGCUCAUCACCUACGUGGAGCUGCCGCAGUACGAGGAGACCUUCAGAAAGCUGCAGCUGAGCGGACACGCCAUGCCCAGGCUGGCAGUGAACAACGCCACCAUGAUGGGGAGUGUUCUGAAGAUGACAGACCGGAGCCACCGGCAGAAGCUGCAGCUGAAAGCUCUGGACACGGUGCUCUUUGGGCCUCCUCUCUUAACUCGUCACAACCACCUGAAGGACUUCAUGCUGGUGGUGUCCAUCGUCAUCGGCGUGGGUGGCUGCUGGUUUGCCUACAUCCAGAACCGCUAUUCAAAGGAGCACAUGAAGAAGAUGAUGAAAGACCUGGAAGGGCUCCACAGAGCGGAACAGUCUCUCCACGACCUUCAAGAACGGUUGCAGAAGGCCCAGGAGGAGCAUCGCUCCGUGGAGGUGGAGAAGGUGCACCUGGAGAAGAAGCUGCAGGAUGAGAUCAGCAUCGCCAAGCAGGAGGCUCACCGGCUGCGAGAGCUGCGGGAGGGCACAGAGAACGAGCUGAGCAGGCAGAAAUAUGCUGAGCAGGAGCUGGAGCAGGUUCGGAUGGCGCUGAAGAACGCGGAGAAGGAGCUGGAGUCCCACUGCAGCUGGGCUGCCCCAGAGGCCCUGCAGAAGUGGCUCCAGCUGACCCACGAGGUGGAGGUCCAGUACUACAACAUCAAGAAGCAGAACGCGGAGAAGCAGCUGCUGGUGGCCAAGGAAGGGGCUGAGAAAAUCAAGAAGAAGCGAAACACCCUGUUUGGGACGUUUCACGUGGCUCACAGCUCGUCUCUCGAUGAUGUGGAUCAUAAAAUCUUAACUGCAAAGCAAGCCCUGAGCGAGGUGACGGCCGCGCUGCGGGAGCGGCUCCAUCGUUGGCAGCAGAUCGAGAUCCUCUGCGGUUUCCAGAUCGUCAACAACCCCGGGAUCCACAGCCUGGCCUCUGCCCUCAACAUUGACCCCAGCUGGAUGGGCACCCCCCGCCCCAACCCCUCCCACUUCAUCAUGACUGACGACGUGGACGAUUUGGACGAAGAGCUGGUGUCUCCCAUGUCCAUACAAUGUACGUGGUCCCUCUUGGCCUCGCGCGCUCCUGCCUUGCCCAGCACAGUUCGCCAGCGCCUGGUGGACCCUCAACACGGCCAUGGAUCCCAGAGAGACUUGACUCGCUGCGACUCCGAGUCCUCCAUCCCGCACCUGAGCGACCACCAGCGUGUCCCCAGCUCGGCCUCCAAGCUGUUGGCUGCUCGCCCCAACCUGCUGACCCGCUCCAUCGAGGAGGUUGCCCCCGGCCACCCUGCCAUGGGCGUCCCCACCCCCAACGGCGGCAGCCGCCACGCGACGGCGGAGACCACCACCACCAUCACCACCACCAGCACCCUGGAGCGGCCACCCGAGAGCCCCAUGGUGAUGAAGAAGAUGAUGAUGGUGGUGAAUCACGGCAUGGAGAAGUCCUCCAGCCUGGGGGAGAUCAGCCACCCGACGGUCGGCAAGCACAGCCACUCGGAUUCCUCCCGCUCCCACAGCCCCAGCUCCACCGACCCCGACACCCCCUCCCCCAUCUCUGACUGCAGGCCCGGAGGCACCAAGACCACCCGCAUCCCGCAGUUGGCCACCAAGAAGAGCCCGGGGGACGAGGACAGCAGUUUGCCGGGCGACGAGGUCGACCUGGGCCAGAGCAAGAAAAAGUUCCCCCUAAAGAUCUUCAAGAAGCCCAAGAAGUAGAGAUUCGGGGUGGGGUGGGGGGUAAGGAGGGGGGAGAAGAAGACACCCCCACCCAGGAGCGUGACCCAGGGAGGGAAA
Messenger RNA from Calidris pugnax (ruff), 1944 nucleotides. RefSeq names its product stromal interaction molecule 1 (gene STIM1). The annotation marks the transcript as partial. Gene Ontology annotation, biological process: store-operated calcium entry; activation of store-operated calcium channel activity; intracellular calcium ion homeostasis. Lineage: Eukaryota; Metazoa; Chordata; Aves; Charadriiformes; Scolopacidae. The transcript is spliced from 10 exons. The record is from RefSeq and is a predicted model, not a curated record. Gene Ontology annotation, cellular component: plasma membrane; endoplasmic reticulum. Gene Ontology annotation, molecular function: calcium ion binding; protein binding; calcium channel regulator activity.